Messenger RNA from Orcinus orca (killer whale), 557 nucleotides. Its product is annotated as galectin-7. Lineage: Eukaryota; Metazoa; Chordata; Mammalia; Artiodactyla; Delphinidae. The transcript has 4 exons. Gene Ontology annotation, molecular function: carbohydrate binding. The record is from RefSeq and is a predicted model, not a curated record. Bases 66 to 485 code for a protein of 139 amino acids.
CUGCUUCUACUUAAGGUCCCAGCAGCCAUACCCACCACCACCACUGCCUGUCCGCUGUUCCAGCCAUGCCACCGGUAUAUACGUUGCCCCACAAGAUCUCGCUGGUCAACGGCUUCGAAGUUGGCACUGUGUUGAGAAUUCGUGGUGUUGUCCCCAAAGAUGCUGCCAGGUUCUACAUAAACCUGCUGUGCAGUGACGAUCCAGACAGUGAUAUCGUCCUGCAUUUCAACCCCCGUCUGGAUGAAUCCUCGGUGGUCAUGAACACCUGGAAAUGCGGCGAGUGGGGCUUAGAGGAGCUCGGCUUUGGCCCUUCCUUCCAGCGUGGGGAGUCCUUCGAUAUGCUCAUCAUUGCCGAAGAAAAAGGCUUCCAGAUUGUGAUCGGGGACGAGGAAUACCACCACUACCGCUACCGGAUCUCACCAGAGCGCGCGUUCCGGUGCGAAGUGGGCGAGGACGUGCAGCUGGAGUUUGUGAAGAUCUUCUGAGCCUUCCCAGGAGGGCAGGUGGGGACGGGGCACAGGGCUCUUGAGUGACAAAUAAAGUCUUAGCCUCUCGUC